Messenger RNA from Felis catus (domestic cat), 10005 nucleotides. RefSeq names its product peptidyl-prolyl cis-trans isomerase A-like. The record is from RefSeq and is a predicted model, not a curated record. Gene Ontology annotation, molecular function: peptidyl-prolyl cis-trans isomerase activity. The coding region runs from base 8136 to 8729 and encodes 197 amino acids. Gene Ontology annotation, biological process: protein peptidyl-prolyl isomerization. The transcript has a single exon. NCBI's taxonomy places the organism in Eukaryota, Metazoa, Chordata, Mammalia, Carnivora, Felidae.
CCAAUUUGACAAUAAAUUUCACAUAUUGGAAAAAAAAAUAAAGACCCAGAAAGGCAUGGAAAGACUAAAAAAAAAAAAAAAAGAAGAAAUAACAAAAUGAAUUGAAUCUAACAAAAUGGAUUGUAACAAGGAUAAAUAAAAAUUCAUAAAGGUAAAUGCAGAAAAACCACCUGUAUGAAUCCUGGAUAGAGGGGACACAACUUAAAAUUAGGUGUAUGUGUUUUAACUAAGAAUCAGUUGUCAGUGUACGCUAACUUAUUGGGGCAAUUUCCAAAAAAUAAACGUUUUCUUGGAUUGCGUCAAUAGAAGUAUAGCGUCUAGAAUUAGGGAGGUGAUAGUCCUGUUGUGUUAUAGGUGGGUCAAGACUACAAUUAGAAUAAUGCAUUUGGGUCUUAGCUCAUGAGCUGUACAAAAAUGGGGGGGAGGCAGGCUGGAUUUGGCCUACCCAUGCUCCAUAGACUUCUGUUGUGCCAGACAGCCACUUAUUACAUCUAACACGACUCCUAGGUGUGUAAUUUUGGCUAAGUUUGUUAGGACCACAUUUAUACUCACAUCAUAAGGGUGACCAUGAAGAUUAAAUGUGGAAGCACAUGUCACACCCUUGGUACAGUGCCCGACACAUAAUAGCCUGAGAUACCAACUGAAUGGAAGCGGCCCUCGGUGGGUUUCUUUGGUCACAUGAUCUUGGGCAAUCCCUUCGACAUUCUGGGCUUCUGCUCUUCUGCAAAGAAAAGGGAAUAUGGUCAGUUAAGAUGAUUCCGGAAGCCACUUCUCCCUGGUGGCAAGUGCUUGAGCAGAACCCCUGAAGCGGUCUCCCCGGCACUCUCUUUCUGGUCAUGGGUGCCCACUGGCGUCACCGGGAAAGCCAGUGUGUCGGAGUUAGUGACCGCGAGAGCAGCCCUCAAAUGGCGAUGGAUGGGCAGUUGCCCUGGGCGAUGGCUGCCUUGUUAACUCACAUUCAUUGACUUCUUUCCCUUCUCUGUCCCACUUCGCCACUCCCCUGCCAGCGUUUUCUGGGGUCACCUCCUGUGGUAGGCAGAAUAUUGGCUCCUAAGAGAUGUCCAAGAGAUGUCUGUGUCCCGAUCCCAGCACCUUACGUGGAGGAAGGGACUUUACACAUGUGGGUUCAAUGAAGAAUCCCUAGCUGGAGAGAUGAGCCUGGAUUAUCCAGGUGGGCCCAGUGUCGUCACUCAGAGGUGAAAAAGGGAGGCAGCCAGAUUCAGCGAAGGAGGUAUGAUGACAGAAGGGAGAGAUUGGAAAAUGCUCCAGUGCUGCCUUUGAAGAUGGAGGAAGAGGCCACAAACAAGGAAAUGCAGGUGGCUUCUCGAAGCUAGAAAGGCAAGGAAAUGGGUUCCCUUAGAGUCCCUAAGAGGAACCCAGCCCCCGCCAACACGUCGGUUCUAGCCCAGUGUGUCCCAUUUUGCACUUCUGACCUCCAGAACUCAAAGAUAAUCAAGUUUUUUGUUUUGAGCCCCUAAAUUUGUGGUAAUUGAUCACGGCAGCAGCAUGAAACUAAUACCCCUCCUAAAUCAACUAUUUGCGAAUCUUUGCUUCAGCAUCUGCUUCUGGGGGGACCCAAAUUAAGACACUUCCCAGUCUGACAUUGUGUGUUUAUUUCUAUGUCGCUUAAGAUAUCAAUGCUUUUUAAUUGUCCGUAGCAGUUGGUUAUUGUGUACUUCGAUAUGCUUGAUGUUGCUCUAAAGCUAGUCAGAAAGAGGGAAUAAACUCACUUCUUCCCUGUGUAGAGUUUACCAUCGAACCAUGGAAAUAAGCCACAGAUAAUUCUAGCAUGCGCCUUGUGCUAUUCAGUGCUUUUUAUCACUGAGUCACGUAACUGUAAGUAUUUAUUAAUCUUUCACUGUGAACAUUGAUCAGAUCAAUAGGGUGUAUAAAUAUAUGCUAUAGUCUCUGCCAACAAAAAAGGAAAUUCUCAAAUCUAAUUUUUUAAUAAAAUGGCAGUAAUGGCCUAAAAGAGGCCAAACUCAUUUUGUCUCUAAAAUAAAAGGAGAACAAGGAGUUCUAAGUGAAAACAAUGCAGGGAUCCCAUUUUAGGGAAAUCGAAGCACUGCUUUCACCCCCUGGUUCCCAUAAAAAGCACGGAAAGUUUAUUUUGUUCCCAAGGAAAUUCACUGUUGUUUAGCUCCUGAACCAUCAACACAUUUUUAAAAAUUAUAAUUUACUGCCGCAUUUGGCUGCGAAACAUACUGAAAGAAGGUUGAAGUCAGAUUCACAAGAUAUGAGUUCGAAUUCUGGAUCCAUUACUUCAUACAGUCAUGUGACCUCAGGCAAAAAUGUAACCGCUCUGAACUGCAUCUGUUAACCAACCACGGUGAUGUCAGCCUCUAAGGUCGUUUGGCCAAUGGAGGCCAGCACGCGCUCGUGUUCCAAGCCUUUCGCUAUUUUACGGAGUUGGGCAUCUAGAAGAGUAAACCUCUCCAACCUUCUGGGCUCCAAUUCUGGAGUCCCUCUUCCAUUCAUUUCUGCUGGCAGGACUGAAAUCCCCUCCCAGGCUUCCCCCUUUUUUCUGCAGUCCCUCGCUCUAAUUUCAGUCAGGAGUACCCAACAUGUGCUAACAGUUUAAUCCUAAAGGUGUGGGGUCUGCCUUCCGGGUCGUCCCAGGUGAAAACUUCAGCAAGUGUCUGGCUGCAACACAAAGCUAAUUGCUGGAACAGUCUGCAUGUUUCCGUGGCUUAACACAUUAGAACUUAAUUUUUUUUUUUUUUUGGUAGCAUUGGAAUGACAUCAGGGGUUUGAAGGGCACACUUCCGUGUGGGCAUUCAAGGACCCAGGCUUCUCCCGUCUCGUGGCUCCUCCAGGUCCAAUCCGUGUGCUCCGUGGAGUGGGGUGAGAAUGUGGCACGUCCCACGAGCCUGACCUGCAGGGGACACGCAUCACUCCUGCUUGCAUUCUGUUGACCAGGACUCCAUCAUAUGGCCCCGUCCUAGCUGCAAGGGGAAUGUGGACUCCUGGCUUAGCAUAAAUCCUUUGUCGUCAGCUUGCCAUUUCUUCCUCGCUGUGCUUCUCUCAAAAUGUUGCUAAGUGGGUUAAAAAUGCAAAAUAGACGUAAGUUCCUUUUAGAGCAAAAUUGUGCUAUAAACGAAAAGGAUUUUUUUCCCCCGGAAAGCAAGCUUGUUACAUGUUAUGACUGGGUUCUCCUGAAUACGGUUAGGCACCUAAUAAGUUAAUGACUUGAGCCGUCAUCACCAGGUCUUAACAUUGCUCUUAUGGGGGAAUGCCUACCCAGUUCCAAACUACUGGCCUAAAAAUAGGCUCUUGGAACUUAUUUCAUAAGUUAGUGGCUUCCUCUACCAGCUUUGUAGAGUGCGUGUUCAUUUUGAUUCGAUUUCUGCUUGAUCACAGUUUGAUUCCAUGUAUAUUUAGUUUGUGAUUUUAUGCUAAGUUUACAUCUUGUCUUUAUUAGCGAUAAGGUGCAGUUGCCUCUCAGCCUUGACUUCCAGAGUCACUGGUGACACUUGUUGCCUACUCUAUCUAUGUCAGGUACGCUCUAAGUACAUUCUCAUUUUAAUCCUCCUGGUAAUGCUGCAAGGUAUGCAUGAUUACCUCUAUUUGAUUAUUGAGAAAACCAACUUGGAGAGCGUAACUAUGCUACUUUUCUAUUACUUUUGUGGCAAAUUACUACAAACUUAGUGACUGUGUUCUGUACUAGAGGCUCUUGGGGGAGAAUCAACUGUGAGCUCGUUCAGGUUGUUGGCAGAACUCAGUUCUUUGUGGCUGUAGGACUGAGGUCUCUGCUGCCUUGCUGGCUGUAGGCUUGGCCUCUUUCUCAGCUUGGAGAGGUCACCAGCCUUCCUUGGCUCAUGGUCCCUCCAUCUUUAAAGCCACAAAUGCUGUGUCAAAUCCUUCUCAUGGUUGCAAUCUCUCUGACUUCCGCCUUUUUAAAAGUUUUUUUUUCUUUAAUUUUAAUUCCAGUAUAGGUAACAUGCAGUGUUACAUUAGUUUCAGGUAUACAAUAUCAUGGUUCACCAAUUCUAUUCAUUACUCAGUGCUCAUUCUGAGACGUGUACUCUUUAAUUCCUAUCACAUAUUUCACCCAGACUUCUGCCUUUUAAAGGGCACAGCCGGAUAAUCUCCAUAUCCUAAGGUUAGGUGACUUGGGACUUUAAUUACAUCUACAAAAUCCCUUUGUAACAGUACCUCGAUUAGUGUUUGAUUAACCAGAGGAUGGGAAUCUUGUGGGGGCCAUGUUUAGAAUUCUGCCUGCCCCAGUAACUAACGUGACUCAAUUGGCACAGCUAGAGAGUUGGAAAGCAAGCUUUGGAAACCAAAUAUACCCAGCAUUAGUCCCUUUUCUGUCUAUCAGGUUGCCCUUCUUGCAGAAAGGAGUGGUGGGCAAUACCUGAAGAGAAUAUCCAGCCCCAAUUCCUAACCUAGAGACAUAGAAUUUAAAUAAUUCCUACAUUAAAAGUUAUAGAUUUAACAUUUUUUAAAUUGUGCAUCAAAGUAAUACUCUUUUCCAAAUGCCACCACCGGAGAGAUGGUAUGCUUGUGGGCUACCCAGACAGAUCUGGAUAAAUUCUAAGAGCCACCGUUUAUUCAUUCUGAAAUGCCAAGCCUCAGUUUCAGCACUGUAUAGUGGGAUAAUAAUAGUAUCUUACAGUUGCAUCAUGAGAGACUGAAGCAGUGACACUUAUAAAUGUUUUUCAUAAUUCCUGGCACACAGUAAGCACUCAGUUGUUAACCAUCACCUCCGCCAGCAUUAUCCUCAUCAUCGUGUUGUGGUCCUCGCCGGCCAUCAGCCCAGACAACAAGUGCAUAUUAAGUGUAUCAAGUAUUUAUAUCCCGUAUGAUAACAUGUAAGACAAAUCACGUGCAUUUGUCAAACGGGAGGAAAAACUAUUAUGCCCCCGAUCUCAUUGCUGACUUGACUUUGCUUCUGAGAACCUCAGCUGUGGAUUAAUAAGUCUAAGACUUGCUGGUUUUUCCAUCUCUUGGAGACUCAGGAAUAAAAGGGGAGGAUUUUUUCUGUGCCACUCAUGUAACUGAGCGUUUGUCUGCUUGGUUCCGAUUCUGCUGGUCACUUAAAUGGAUAUAAGUUUCAUGUCAUAAUUCACGAGCCCUUGUGUCACUUUCAGGGCCCUCCCCUCAACGUGUCCUCCUCCUUUUCCCUCUUGAUCCAAGACCCAUUAUUGGAAGGUCUCUAACAUAUGUUUCAUUUUACUUUUACUCCAGACUCGAGCUUGCUGUAAACAAGAAAUUUAUUUUUAGUAUUUUUGCCCUGCAUUUUAUUCAGAUCUUUUCUCUUUCUGCAUUUGCACCACAUUCCUAGGCUGCUGUGAAGCCAACUUUUUCAGUGUGAGAAAACGAAAUGUCAUGGAAUGAAGGCUUGGUGGCGACCAACGGAAGUGCCUGUUGAGUCCUCUGUGGGAGGAAGCUGGAGACCCCUGGAUGGUUUAAGCAGAGAUUUGAGCGAAGAAUUAUGAAGGACAGAGGUGGUAGGAGGAACCCCCGGGACUGGUUCUAAGCAGCAUACGCUGAAGAAAAUGUGGGGCUGCCCAGACCUCCGUUAGGAUGGGGGAGUGUGGGUGGGAGAGGCCACCGUGGUGUAGACACUCCUCCGCCCACCGCAGCCUCUAGAAAUCAGCAGUGGAAACGUUCCAUGCUAUGGUAGUGUUGCGGUUGCAGCUGCAGUCCGAGGUUUGGAUUUAAUCACCUUACAUCAGUUCUAUGUAUUAUUCAAACGUAGGGAGAGGAGAGAAAUUUCUAGUGAACAAAACCUUGUGAAAGCCUUCUGGCUCUGCUACCUCCCCCCCUGCAUUUAACCCAGCCCCCUGCGACGUCCUUUACAAGGUGAUGCGCGUCUUUUGCUUUCCGUGUUAGCCUUUUAGGAUUCUCAUCGUCUAAGUCACGGUUUCUCCACCGUGACCCUCGGACAUUUGGGGCCGGGUCAUUCUUUGUUUUCCCUCGGCAUUUGCUCCACACCCGGAGAGCCUUCAGCAGGAAUACCUGAAGCCCUGCUCCUGAGGGCUCUUUUUGGUUUUCCUUCUGAUGAGGGGCAGUGCUAGGGAGUUAACGCCUAUGAAAGGAGCCCUGGGCAAGUGUUGGAUGGGGAGGCACCGGAGAGCUGGGGCAAAUGUGAGGCGUGGUCCACACUGUCUCCCAGCACUCUUCUGAUGGGAUCGGGCCCCAGUGGCCACAGAAGUGACUUGUUUGAUAACGCACCUCUACCGAUGUCUGCCCCUUCGCUGACUCCCCUCCCAAAUAAACCGUAUACAUUCACAUCCUUGUCUCAGGGUCCACUCGUAGGGGAACGCGAGCUGAGACUCCGUGUUCCAAACAUUGCAAUUCGGGAUGUCUGGAGAAACCUUGAGCCAGUUCUCUAAGAUUUGUCCAUGAAACGCCAUUGAUCAGUGUUGUCACCAAGUGCUCUAAGGCCUACAUCCUGGGUGGGCCAGGCCACGCUGGGGAUGGGUGCGCGCUGCUGUGUGUCUGCGCCGAUGUGGACAUUGUUAUUUCUCGUGGGUUUGUUCUGAGUAAAGCUCUUGGAAAUUGUGUUUUCCCACAAGUUCCACAAAUGUUUCCACAUUUUAGAAAUUGUUUGAGCAUGCUCUAAGCUGUGACUUUGAAAGUCAAACAGUUUUGGCUGGUGAUAUUAUUUUUAAAGAAACAAAACAGUCUUGUUUUGUUUUUAAUUCUGGCUUUUGUUAUGCUUUGCAAUCCUUUUCUGCUCUGAGGGCCUUUACUUCCUUUGUUUAGUGCGUGGCUUUGCAGAAGGCUCAUGGAAGUAUUUGGUAGACAUUUUUAUACAGAUGUGAUUACAGUGAAUUUUCCUGGUAAUACUUUACAUUCUAAAGCCCUUAUAACAUAGAAUGUUUCACUUAAUCCUCACCCAAAUCUGGGAUGAUAGGAUUAGCAUCACGCUUUAAUGAAAGAGAAAGCCAAGUUCCAGAAAGUUUAAGUGAGUUUCUGUUUAGCACUUUUAACUAGUCACGAAUUAACGUAAAACUUUCAGCAAUGUGAUCAGUGCUUCUUCAAAGACCGCAAAGAAGGACCACAUGCUCUCCAAGGGGUGUAGAGCUGUAGGAUGUGGGGAAACAUGGGGAGGAGAGGACACAGCCCUCAGCAGCAGCUAGCACGCGGAGAAAAUGAACACGAGUGAGUCAGAGACUAUAGCAGCAUGUCCCCAGGUGCUUUUCUGACCUUCCAGGAAAUCUUCACUAUUGCCGUCAGUCUCCAGCGACCUCUCGGCACCAUGAAAGCUCUGGUCCAUCUUUCCUGCGGCAGCAGCUAGGAGAGCAUGGCACCCCUGUGUCGGUUCACACAAUCUGGUGCAAGUCUUUAUCUUGCUUGUGCUAAGGUUGUGCCUGGCAAGAAGAGGAAGUACACAACUGUUUCAAAUGUCGACGUUGGAUUUUGAGGCGAGGUCCGAAGCAAAUUGGUUCUGUUCCUGCCAAGGACUGGAAUCUUACCUCUGGUACCCAGCCCGGCGUCAGAGUCCCCACUGACAGUUGCCGUCCCUGAGACUGAGCUCAGUCUGAUUUCUUGAGCCUUUGCCUGUUGCCCAGUGUCGGUACCCGGGUUGCUCCUAUGGGAACCCAACCCGAUUACCUCCUCUGGGUCCUUCUACCAACAAUGAACCUGAGUCAUGACUAAGGCAUUCUGCACUAACCAGGAUUUAUUUGGAAAACAGAAAACCUUUAGCUAUUUCGAGAAGAAAGUGAUUUGAUACAAGAGUUGGAGGCUUACUAAGGAACUGGAGAGGCCGGCAGCCACCUUUAUCGAAAUGGGGCGGAUAGUAACAUAAAGAAAGAACCACCGGUGAUCUCAGCUACCUGCCGUGGCCAGAAGCACCUGGCGGCACCUCCCGUCGCUCAUCUGCCAGAGCCCACACACCUGCCUGCCACCACCACGCUGGGCAUUGGCUUCUCUCCUGCCCCGUGAGUGUGUCCUGUUUGUGUGGCCUCACUCUGAACCGCGAUGGCACAAAGCCUGGAGAAGGUAGCUCACACACUUCUAGCCUCAGUGAUACUGGGAACAGCGUAAAAGAAAGAACAUAGUGCUGAGUAGCUUACUGAUAGUACAGGCUAUAUCCUGUCUCUAGAAAUUUUCUGAAGCUGAGUAUUGAGCCUUUAAGUAGGACACUUAAAGAGGACAGUGUUACUCCUCCAAAGUCAAAGAUGCUAAGAAAAACAUUUCUUACCUGGAGCUCUGUAACGGUGGCCUUGCAGAUGCCACUGCCCCGGAAGCUCUGGUGCUGUCCAGCCACCGUCGACCCCACCGUGUUCUUCAACGUCACCGUGCAUGGCAAGCCCUUGGGCCAUGUCUCCUUUGAGCCGGUUGCAGACAAAGUUCCAAAGACAGCAGAAAACUUUCGUGCUCGGAGCACUGGGGAGAAAGGAUUUGGUGAUAAAGGUUCCUGCUUUCGCAGGAUCAUUUGGGAAUUUCUGUGCCAGGACUGUGCCUGCACAUGCCAUAAUGGCACUGGUGGCCAGUCCAUCUACGGGGAGAAAUCUGACGAUGAGAAUUUCAUCCUGAAGCACACGGGUCCUGGCAUCUUGUCCAUGGCACACGCUGGACCCAACACAAAUGCUUCCCAGGUUUUCAUCCCCACUGCCAAGACUGAGUGGUUGGAUGGCAAGCAUGUGGCCUCUGGCAAGGUGAAAGAGGGAAGGAAUAUUGCAGAAGCCAUGGAGGGCUUUGGCUCCAGGAAUGCCAAGGCCAAUAGGAAGACCACUAUUGCUGACCACCACUUGACUUGUGUUUUAUCUUAACUACCAGACCAUUGCUUGUGUAGCUCAUGAAGGCACCCCUUCACCCCCAUCUGCUGGAAAUAUCCUAUAAUCUCUGUGCUCUCGCUGCAGUUCUGUGGGUUCCAUAUUUUCCUAACACUCCCCUCCAAGUCUAGCUGGAUUGUGGAGUUAUGUUUAUGAUAAUGAAAGAAAAACUAAACAGCAACAAUAACACCAACCAAAGAUUCUGUAAUGGUUCUAAUAGUGGAUGUGAAUCAUUUGUAUCAAGUGAUUUGAUACAAGAGUUGGAGGCUUACUAACUAGUCCAAGCAGAACUACCAGGAAAAUUGGGCAACUCUCUGUACCCACACCCUUACUCUGCGCAGUAUAGUUGUACCCUGAGAUUUCCUUAUUUCCUGGUAAAAUAUGUACCACACUUUAGUCAGCUGACUCAGUGUCUGUUCUACUCCUGUAUGCCAAGGUCACAGUCUUGGAUACGUUUUGGGCUAAGUCUGCUCCUCCAGAGAUGAGUCUUGGAAAAAGUCCCCAGGAGGCAGUGGGGACUGGCCAGUGGGUCAUCCCUGAAUACCUGCUCCAUCACAUAGUCGUCCAGGGCAUGGCACUUGGCUGAGUGCUAACACCACUGUGGCUGUUGCUUUUAGUGGCAUAUUAUACUUGUCAUCUGAUUCACAACAUUUGCUUCCAGAAGCUGUGCUUUUGGCCUGGGUACAAGACUAAAAGGCUGAAGCAACCAUGAAAUUGACCUAAUGCUGUUUAAAAAUGUUACUGCUUCUUAGAGUCAUGAAGUCUGAUUUACUCCUCAUAGAAAGCUAAUAAUCAGGUUUCUUUUCAUCGCAAAGUGAAAUAGUCUUUGUAUAUUCAUGAUUAGGUAUUGGGAAGGAAAUUUUACUCUGUUUAGUAGAUUAAUUAAUAGUAAAUAUGAAGCCGUGAUGUAUUUUUUUUUUCCCUCAAGAACAUUUCAUAAAACCAGAACUCAGUAAAGCCAGUUGUUCUUUUGGAUAAGCCAAAUGAAAGGUGUUCUACCUAAGCACCUAGGGACUCUUGAAUUAAUCUAACUGAAAUAUUAACUUCAAUUUUUUUAAGACUUCAAUAACUGAUAGUUCUAAUUUAUUUCUUCUGAGAAAUUUGUGUUGGAAUUCUAAUCGAUAUUAUUCUAAAGAUUAAAAAAAUUCUGGUUGGAAAGUAGAGAUAUAUCUACUAUUAAAACUUUGUUGGGGUUCCUGGGUGGCUUGGUCGGUUAUGCGUCGACUUCGGCCCAGGUCAUGGUCUCACGGUCCGUGAGUUCGAGCCCCGCGUC